AUGAUAUCGGACAACGCAACCACCUAUGUUGCUUCUUCUAGGGAAAUCAAAAAGUUAACAUCUUCACACAGUCUUCAAGAAACCUUAAACACCAAUAGUACAAGAUGGAAAUUCAUACCUAAGAGAGCACCCUGGUACGGCGGCUUCUGGGAACGACUAAUAGGACUUACAAAGAACUGCCUAAGGAAAGUACUAGGAAGAUCCUUUGUAAAUUUAGAUGUCCUGAACACAAUCAUCGUAGAAAUUGAGCGCAUUCUGAAUGACCGUCCUCUGACCUAUGCAUCAGCCGUCCCAUUGGACGAAGAUCCCCUAACACCCUCUCAUCUACUGUAUGGAAGGAAAAUCAAGUCAUUCCCUUAUCCUGGGAGUUCCAAUGAAGAAAACCGAACACUUUUUGAUGAAUUUAACCCCAGAAAUUUGUGGAAACUGGCAAAGAUUGAGGAGCUUAUUUCCGGCCAAGAUGGACUUAUAAGAUCUGCGUUAUUAAAGACCAAAAAUGGUAUAACUUCUAGGCCAAUUACGAAACUGUAUCCAUUAGAAUUAAAUUCUGGGGACGAUAACGAACCUUCAAUACCUACAAAGGAUCGAUCUUUAAGACGCCUCCAUUUAGGAAACAAUAAAAUUCUGACACUGUUUGAAGGAGCUUUUUUAGGUCUCGGCAAAUUGGAAGAACUACAGCUGCAUAGAAACCGCAUUAACACGCUACCUAGCCGUUUAUUUGCGCCAUUUAAUCGUCUCAUAAGGUUGGAACUUCAACAAAACAAAUUGAAAACAAUACAAAACUCCACCAAAACCUUUGCAUCAAUGACGUCAUUGAAAUAUUUAAAUUUAGCUGACAAUGGCUGUUCGUCUCUUCCCUCUACACUGUUCUCAAAUCUGAAAUCGUUACAGAAGCUAGAGCUGAGUGGAAACAAGCUUGGAAAAUAUUUACUGAAUGAUUUCGGAGGAAAUUUAUUUUUGGGAUUGGAGAAGCUUGAAUUUCUUGAUAUAUCAAGCAAUCAGAUCCAUUCCUUUCCUUAUAACAUAUUCAGAGACACGAAGAGUCUCAAUUUCUUGCUUCUACAGGAUAACUGGAUAUCUGGAUGGGGAGUGAACCUUUUCUCCCAUUCUAUUUCUCUUUCUUCUUUGGAUUUGUCAAAUAAUAUGAUUACAAUCAUCAACGAAGGGAAUAUGAAGAAUUUAGGAUCAUUAAAGACUGUCAACUUUACAAACAAUCCCUUUGCUUGCACCUGUGAUUUGCGUUGGUUUCGGAGAUGGAUCAAAAACACAAAAACAAAAGUGAUAAACCUUCAAAAAUAUGAAUGUAAUUCCCCUGCUGAAUGGAAAGGCAAAUUGCUGAUUUCUUUUGAUGACACCAAAAUUGAAUGUUCUCUUGUGUCCCUUUCAGCAGCUGUAGGAAUAGCUUUCGGAGUUCUUGGUGGAAGUUUAGUUAUUGCUUUUAUUAUCUAUCAACGUCGCUUCCAUAUGAUAUAUCAAUGGUAUAGGAUGAAAAGGCAGAUUUUCAGGAAGCAUGGAGACUAUGAAGAGAUUAGAAAUGAGGAAUUUGAUGCUUGCCUUAUUUAUUGGGAAACAUCCGAGGAUCAAGAAUGGAUCGAAAAAUAUUUUAUGCCAGACUUUGAUUUAGGAACCUCAGACGAUGAUUAUCAUGGUGCAUACAAAAUUUAUUAUCAUGAACGUGACACAAUGGCGAAUUUUCGGACCUUAGAAACAAUGAUGGAUAUCAUGGAAAAGAGCAGGAAAAUCAUUUUAGUGGUAACAAAGCAUUUAAAGUCGUAUCCUCCUGGACAGUUUCUGAUCUCAGAGGCUCUGACAUUACGAGCGGAUACACUUAGUGACAUUAUUAUUGUUACGGUAGGGGAAAUUUCAUUUGCAGAUGUACCUCGACUGCUGCAUACAAAAUUCAAGAUAGGUGAUCACAUUGAAUGGAAAGAAAAUGAUACAAAUUGCGAAAGUGCCUUCAAAGUAACAAUGAAAGUAAAGCUGGGCAUCCCCAUGAAAAAUAAUGAAUUUGAGAUCAUCUCAAGUGUACAGUUAAACGGACUCAUUCCAUCUCUCUCUCUGAAGGUGCUGGACGCUGUGAACUUGUCAACUCUAGAUAUGAGUUUUAACGAAAUUAAUAAUAUUCCAUCUGAAGGAUUUAAAACGCUGACAAAAUUAAACAUUUUAGAUCUGAGUAAUUGUGGAAUUCGUUAUAUUCAUGAAAACGCCUUCAUUGGACUCAAAAACCUUAACAAUCUUCAACUGAGCAAUAAUUAUGUACAAUCGGUACCUAAGAAUAUACCUAAGAAUUUGUUAUAUCUUUAUAUGUCUGGAAAUCAAGUCAAUGUUUUAAGAAAUAAUUCUUUCUCAGAUUUAAGAUCUUUAAGACGUCUUCAUUUAGGGAACAAUAAAAUUCUUACACUGUUUGGAGAAGCCUUUUUAGGUCUCAACAAAUUGGAAGAACUGCAGCUGUAUGGAAACCGCAUUAAUACUCUACCUAGCCGAUUAUUUGCUCCGUUCAUCCGUCUAAUUCAAUUGGAACUUCAACAAAACAAAUUGAAAACGAUACAAAACUCAACCAAAACAUUUGCCUCGAUGACGUCAUUGAAAUAUUUAAAUUUAGCUGAUAAUGGUUGUUCCUCUCUUCCUUCAACUCUGUUUUCAAAUCUGAAAUCGCUGCAGACCUUACAUCUUCGUGGAAAUCAGCUUGGAAAAUAUUUACUAAAUGAUUUCGGAGGAAAUUUAUUUUUUGGAUUGGAGAAGCUUGAAUUUCUUGAUAUAUCAAGCAAUCAGAUCCAUUCCUUUCCCUCUAACAUCUUCAGAGACACGAGGAAUCUCCAUACCUUGCUUCUUCAAGAUAACUGGAUAUCUGGAUGGGGAGCGAGUCUUUUCUCCAAUUCUAUUUCUCUUUCUUCUUUGGAUUUGUCAAAUAAUAUGAUUACAAUCAUCAACGAAGGGAAUAUGAAGAAUUUAGGAUCAUUAGAGUCUGUAAACAUUACAAACAAUCCCUUUGCGUGCACUUGUGAUUUGCGUUGGUUUCGGAGGUGGAUCAAAAACACAAAAACAAAUGUGACAAACUUUCAAAAAUAUAAAUGUAAUUCCCCUGCUGAAUGGAAAGGCAAAUCGCUGAAUUCUUUUGAUGACACCAAAAUUGAAUGUUCUCUUGUGUCCGUUUCAGUAGCUGUAGGAAUUUCUUGUGGUGCAUUAGUAGUAAGUAUUAUAAGUGCUUACAUAAUAUAUCAAAAUCGAUUUAAUAUUAUGUUUCUACGGUAUCGUAUGAAAAAAUGGUUCGCAAGGAAACAUGGAGGCUACGAAGAGAUUAGGAAUAAAGAAUAUGAUGCUUGCCUUAUUUACUCAGAAUCAUCCGAUGAGGAUAAGAAAUGGAUCAAAACAAAUUUUCUCCCAGACAUUGAUAGGGAAACCGAAGACGAUGAUCACCAUGGUGAAUAUAAAAUUUAUUAUCAGGAACGUGACACAUUGGGAAAUGCAAGUACUUUAGAAACUAUGCUGGACGUCAUGGAGAAAAGCAGAAAAAUCAUUUUAGUGGUAACAAAAAAUUUAAAGUCGUACCCUCCCGUACAUUAUUUGAUCACAGUGGCUUUAUGGUUACAGGGAGAUUUGAUUGAUGAUAUUAUUUUUGUAUCAGUAGGGGACGUUUCAUUCGCAGAUGUACCGCGACUGCUUCAUACAAAAUUCAGAAUAGGUGAUCAAGUUCAGUGGAAACAAAAUAAUAUAAAUUGCAAUCGAGUUUUUAAGGAAAGGAUUAAGGAAGAGUUGGGUAACCCGCUCACAGUUUAGGAUACAGAGAUGCACUAUCCUGUAGAAUGAACAUAUACUUUUUAUUUAUAUGAUAAUGACAAGAUGUUGGAUGUUAAAAGGGAGUUCCACGAGAUCCAAUGUGUAACUUUUUAACAAAUGAAUGUGUUAAUGAAAAUGGUACUGUGUCAACUUUUUUCUGAAAUCAUGCAAUAUAAAAAUUCUUAAAUCAGAAUAACACCGCAAUAGUAUAAUCCACACUUUGCAGAAGUUGUGUCCCUUUGCGGGGUCAUCCAAAAGGUCAAAAGGAAAAGAAAUGAUAUUUCUACUCUUUAUGCUACCAAACAUUUGGGCGUGCUCUGAGAAAUCCACUUUGUUAAUUUUUUUUCACUCAAUA
Molecule: messenger RNA, 4132 nt
Organism: Saccostrea cuccullata (small rock oyster)
Lineage: Eukaryota; Metazoa; Mollusca; Bivalvia; Ostreida; Ostreidae
Exons: 4
Coding region: 1-3777 (1258 amino acids)
Biological process (GO): DNA integration; inflammatory response; toll-like receptor signaling pathway
Cellular component (GO): plasma membrane
Molecular function (GO): protein binding; nucleic acid binding; transmembrane signaling receptor activity
Source: RefSeq, a predicted model, not a curated record